Monoraphidium neglectum is the source of this 1845-nucleotide messenger RNA. RefSeq lists its product as hypothetical. The record is from RefSeq and is a predicted model, not a curated record. The transcript has 2 exons. Bases 1 to 1845 code for a protein of 614 amino acids. Lineage: Eukaryota; Viridiplantae; Chlorophyta; Chlorophyceae; Sphaeropleales; Selenastraceae.
AUGGAUCCUGUGAACGAUUCGCUGCAGGCUGUCAUCUUUCUGCUAGACCUAAAGGAACGUUUGCGCGCCCGUACCGCCGGCUUGUCGACAGCUGACGCAGUCGAAGCCCGCCUGCGCGCGCUGGGCGGGGCCUGCGCCGCAGAUCGCGUCGUCCUGGUGCCUGACCAUGCCUGGCUUGCGCUUGCGCGGGGCCUGGGCGGCGACACCCUCAGCAGGCGCAGCUGCUUCUUCGCGGUGGCGCAGCUUGUGUGCCAGUCGCAGGAGCGCCUGGCGGCGGCGGUGCGCUGCGAGCCGCUGAUGGCGGCUGUUGCCCGCGACCUGCUGACAGCGCACACCAGGCCGCGAUCUGAAUGUUUUAAGCUAGCGGACCACCCUUACGUGUGGUUUGACCAGUCCGAUGCCGCAGUCGCCGCGGCGGUACGCCACUGCGGCGGCGCCGCGGGACUGGUGGGGGCGUGCGUCGCGCUCCUCGCGGGCAACCUCCCGGCGGCCAUGGCGGCGUGCGCCGUGGGCCCGCAGGUCGCGGGGCAGCGCGUGCGCAGUUCAGGGAAUGGCUCCGAGGUCGCAAGGGAGUCGGCACUGAUGGAAGCGACGCGCACGCUGAUGCUGCUGCUGCUGUUCGCUCGCGCAAGAGAAGACGUCGCGGCCGCCGUGGCGGGCGGCAGCGCUCCGGGCGUGCUCGUGGGCCUGCUCUCCUGGAAGGGGGCCGAUGCGGCGUUUGUGAGGCAGAAUGCUGCACAGCUCGUGUUGGUGGUGGCUCACCACCGCGAGCAGCUGGUGGCCGCCGCGCCCGGCCUGGCCCGGGCCCUGGCGGGCGUGCUCGCCGCCUGCUGCGGAGAGAAGCGGGACGGCCUUGCAGCGCUGUUUGCGCUCGGCGAGUUGGCAGACGAUCAGGGCAAACGAGGGACUGAAUACGUGGGGGCGGCCAUCGUCGACGCGCCUGGAGCAGUGGCGGCGCUGCUUCGGCAGUCCCGUAGUGGCACCACGAAUCAGCGCACGCUCGUCCUCGCGUUGCUGGGGGCAGCGUUCGCACACGACCCCCGCAGCACCGCUCAUGCGGUCCUGGCGGAGCGCCAUGCAGUCACUGCGCUGCUGUCUGCCGUGUGGGGCGAGUCCAGGGCGCCUGGGCGCCAGCAGACCAUAUCUGCACUGCUGACCGCCCUGGAGGUGUACAAGCCCCAGGCAUUUGCCACGGCCCUGCGCGCCGAGCCGGGCGCGGCCCCCGCGGCCGCCCGCCUCCUGGCGGCGGACUACCGCGAGGCGGUACCCGCGGCCCUGAGAGCCCUCGAGGUGCUGGCGGGCGGCGCCGCGUCCAGGGCGGCCGCUGCGGCGGCGCUCGAGGCCGUGGCGGCCCAGGAUGGGGAGGUGCUGGCGAGCCUGUCCUGGGCGCUCGGUGGCGGCAGGCUCCGGAGUGGCUGCACCAGCAGCGCGUCUGAAGGAGACUGCAGCGCCAGUGGUGGCGCCUUCAGUCGCAGCAGCGGGGGCAGCAGCAGCAGCAGCAGCAGCAGCAGUACGAUGGGCAGCAUCGCCAGCAGCCUGCUGAGCAGGCAGAUUGGAGGCGCCGCUGUUGACAGUGCCUUUGCCUGGAAGCGCGCGGCUGCCCACGCCGUUAUGCUGCUGUCGGAGCGCUUUGACCCCGCCAAGCUUUGCGAGACGGCCGGCCUGCUGAGGAGCCUGGGCGCUCUGCUGGAGCCCGGGCUUGUUGCGAGCGAAGCGCGCCAGGCGUGCGGCUAUGCAGCGGCCGCGGUGGAGCAGCUGGUGCGCCGCGCCGGCGGCACUGCGGCCGCCGCGCUGUUGCGAGAGAGCCCUGGCAUUGUCCACCGGCUUGCCCGCAAUGCGGUCUGA